GCAACCGCCCAACCCAGAUCCAAUCAGCGCACCCCCGGCGCAAGUUAGGCACGCCCUAUCAAAAAUAUCCAUUUAAAAUCGGACUAAUCACUCCCCGCCACCAAGCUCAUAUUCCAAAGUCCACUUGGGCAAAACCGUCUUUUCACAUUGAACGCACCACUAUAAAAACGCGCGGUCCCUCUUCAAUCAACUUUAGCUGCAAAAACCAUUUUACGAAAGCGGCAACUGAAAACACCUUAAAAUUACCAGAAAGCUCUCCUUCGCCGCCGCCCCCCAAUUCCGUCGCCGGAGGUUUGAACAAAACCUCCUAGAAUCAGUUCCUUCGUAGCCUGGAACUGGUUUUUCCGGCGGAAAAAUCAUCGUUUCGUUGCCGGAAAGUUAAUCACCCGGAGCUGGGAAAAGUUGUGCGGCGCAUGAUGGGAUUUUGCAUCUGUCCGUUGGAAACUCCGGCGAGGCUGCUGUGGUGCUCGAGCUUCUUCCGCCACAAGCUAAUGCUGUUCUAAUAAACUCUAGUGUUUUUUUAAGAGAAGAAAUCAUCCGCCGUUAGCAUUGUACUGUUAGAGGUGUUUAAAAUAUCUAGUGUGUUUUUUUUCUGAGACAAUUAUACAUACACGUUGCGUGCGUGUUUGAUAUUGGAUCUGCAAAUCAAAUCUGCGGAAGGAAAUGGAAUCCGGACGUAUUUUCUUCGAGCCGUCUUGCCAGAACAAUAUGCUGUUCCUCGGUAACGCCGAUUCCGGAUUUCGAGUCGGAGGAAGAACGGUGAUAAACAUGGAGGAAUCGUCGAAGAGGCGGCCGUUUUUCAGCUCGGCGGAGGAGCUGUACGACGAGGACUAUUUCGACGAGCAGUUGCCGGAAAAGAAACGCCGUCUCACUCCGGAGCAGGUGCACAUGCUGGAGAAGAGCUUUGAGGCGGAGAACAAGCUGGAGCCGGAGCGCAAGACGCAGCUGGCUAAGAAGCUGAACCUGCAGCCGCGGCAGGUGGCGGUGUGGUUUCAGAACCGCCGCGCACGGUGGAAGACCAAGCAGCUUGAGAGGGAUUAUGAUCAGCUCAAAUCCUCAUACGACUCCCUCCUCUGCAACUAUGACUCCAUCCUCAAGGAGAAUGACAAGCUCAAAUCUGAGCUUCUCUCCUUGACUGAGAAGUUGCAACCGGAGGAAACCGCAGGAGAGCUGAGUCAGAAGCCGGACCCGGUUGCGGCGGCGGAUGCAGUCCAGCCGUGCCUUGAGCUCACGGUGAAGGUGGAGGACCGCCUCAGCACCGGCAGCGACGGCAGCGCGGUGGUGGACGACGACGGCCGUCAGCUUCUCGACAGUGGCGAUUCAUACUUCCCCGACAAUGACUACCCCGACUGCAUGGCGGCUGUUGACGGUAUCAACUCCGAGGAGGACGACGGCAGUGACGACGGCCGGAGCUACUUCACCGAUGUGUUCGCGGUGGCGGAGCAGCAGGAGCCGAUAGGAUGGUGUAUCUGGUCUUAAAUAUAGACCUGUUUAUUAUCUAAUUGUGUUAUUUAAGUUCCUAGCUUGUUCUAAAAAUAAUUUGUAAUUUGAGUGUUGCUGUAUUUUCUUUGUAAUAUUGGGAGUUAUUAU
This is a messenger RNA of Salvia miltiorrhiza (redroot sage), 1590 nucleotides long. Its product is annotated as homeobox-leucine zipper protein HAT5. The transcript has 4 exons. Lineage: Eukaryota; Viridiplantae; Streptophyta; Magnoliopsida; Lamiales; Lamiaceae. Gene Ontology annotation, cellular component: nucleus. The record is from RefSeq and is a predicted model, not a curated record. Gene Ontology annotation, molecular function: sequence-specific DNA binding; DNA-binding transcription factor activity, RNA polymerase II-specific. The coding region runs from base 664 to 1479 and encodes 271 amino acids. Gene Ontology annotation, biological process: positive regulation of DNA-templated transcription.